Messenger RNA from Aspergillus oryzae RIB40, 1617 nucleotides. Its product is annotated as putative amino acid permease. Gene Ontology annotation, biological process: transmembrane transport. Gene Ontology annotation, molecular function: transmembrane transporter activity. Bases 1 to 1617 code for a protein of 538 amino acids. The transcript has 2 exons. Gene Ontology annotation, cellular component: membrane. The record is from RefSeq and is a predicted model, not a curated record. NCBI's taxonomy places the organism in Eukaryota, Fungi, Ascomycota, Eurotiomycetes, Eurotiales, Aspergillaceae.
AUGUCCGAUAAGACCGACCUAGAGAAACCCGUGGAGAAGCUCCAAGAUGACCCUGAUCAAGCGCUCGGGGAGCUGGGCUAUCCCUCGGAACUCCGUCGAAACCGCUCGCUUUCCACUAUUCUUUUCCAAUCACUGUCGAUUGCUGGAAUCCCCUUCGCUGAGAGCGGUGCACUCAUGCAAGCCAUCUAUGGCGGUGGCCAGCUCUCAAUCUUUGUCGGCUGGAUUGUGGUCUGCCUCAUGGAUCAGUGCGUGGCCAUGUCGCUCGCCGAGUUAGCCUCUCGAUAUCCCACCUCUGCCGGUCCUUAUUACUGGUCCUUCCAGUUAUCCGGAAAACAUGCCAAGCUCCUGUCAUUCAUGACAGCCUGGGUGUGGCUGAUCGGGAAUUGGACCAUCACUCUGGGGGUCAACUUCGCAUUCGCGCAGCUCCUAGUUGCCACGGUGUCAAUCUAUUCCAGCUGGGAAGCCACGGAUUGGCAGCUUCUUCUGGUCCUCUACGCCAUCUGCAUCCUGGCCUUCGUGAUAUGUGGGUUCGGUAACCGUUUUCUCCCACUUGUAGACACCCUUUGUGCGGGUUGGACUCUGGUUAGUAUCCUUGUAGUUCUAGUAGCAGUCUCAGUUUCCGCCAAAGCUGGCAGGCACGCUCCCUCCGAUGCGCUUGCGCAGUAUGAUACCUCCCUGUCGGGCUGGGGCAACUUUUCAUUCUGUAUCGGUUUGCUACCCCCGGCCUUUGUGUUCUCUGCGAUAGGGAUGGUUUCUUCUAUGGCGGAGGAAGUACACGCACCAGCGAUCAAGGUGCCCAAGGCCAUGGCCCUCUGCAUCCCGGUCGGUGGCACCGCCGGCCUGUUCUUUGUGAUCCCUCUCUGUGUCACUCUCCCCGGACUGGUCGACAUCACCAACGCGCCAAGCGGCCAACCGAUUCCCUAUGUGUUUCAGGUGGUAAUGGGGACGCGGGCGGGUGCAGUCGGUCUCGUCUCUCUUCUUCUUGUGGUCGGCUUCUUCUGUUCCAUCAGCAUCACCAACGCGGCCUCUCGUUGUACUUGGGCUCUCGCACGAGAUACAGCCCUCCCCCUGUCGAGGCUUUUCUCUCGUGUUGAUGAUCGCGUCCGCAUUCCACUGUGGGCACUGGGUUUAGUGACUGUGGUGCAGAUGCUCUUGGGAUUGAUCAACCUGGGCAGUAGUAGUGCCUUUACUGCGUUUGUCUCGGUGGGUGUGAUUGCUCUAGCAAUCACCUAUUCGAUUCCAAUCAGCAUCUCCCUAUUUUACAACAAGCGCGCUGAAGUAUCCAAAGCAAGAUGGAACUGUGGCCGAGCGGUUGGCACGACGGUGAACUUCAUCGCUCUGGCGUGGAUUGGCUUUGAGCUCGUCCUAUUCAGUAUGCCUUCCACCUUGCCGGUCACACCCGUGUCCAUGAAUUAUGCAUCGGUGGUCUUCGUGGGGUUCACAACUCUGGCUUUGAUAUGGUACAUAGUUCAUGCGAGGAAAGAUACGGAACCCAACUCCCCACCGGAUACCUUGAAAGCAGGGUUGGAAAAUCCGCCCGCCAGGCUAGCCAAGUCGUACUCGAUCGAUGCCCCUGGCGCCACAAACACAUGCGGGUCGGCCAGAAAGUUGAUAUAG